CACCCCCCCCCCCCGCCCCCCGCACUCCAGCCUGGAAUUCAGGAUCUUUUCUCUUGACACACUUCCCCAUACCCCAGCUGGAGGGUUGGUCACUCAGGAGUCUCCCCUUUCUAAGAGUUGGCUCAGGGGUCCCCCAGGCACCCAAGAGGGGCCCUGGGUUUUAUUUCUGCCCAGCCCCCAGCUAGGGGUUAGAAUUCAGUGUCUUCUCUCCAACUGGGCAACAGGUGCGCUGACUACAUCUUGACUGUGGGGUCUGUGGGUCCUCCUGCCUCAGCUCCUGCCCGCUGUUCCCUGCCUCCCACUCUGACAUUUGGAACCAACAUUCUGGAACACAGGUGUUCUGACAGUUACUCCCACCCUGGAACUGACCCAAGCUUCCCGCAAGAGGAGGAUUCCAGGAUGGAGAGAGGGGCAGAGCCCUGGAGUUGGGUACUGGAGACCUCUAGUGCCAGAUCCCAUGACUUCCAUCCAGAUCCUGCCCCAGAAGCGGCUGGUACUUCCACACCUGGGAUGCGGCGCUCAGUCCUGGUCAGGAACCCAGGCCACAAAGGCCGGAGACCCACUUACGAAGAACUAGACUCAGACUCAGAAGACCUGGACCCCAAACCCGAGGAGCCGGACCUCAACGCUGUCUCUGAGGACGCGGACCCCAGCCAUGAAGGUCUGGAGCCCAUCUCCAGCAACCUGGACCCAAGUGCAGACGCUCCAGGCUCCAUCUUGGGGACCCGUGCCAUGGAUCCCCAAGAUCUUGACCCAAUGUCUUCGAGUUUUGAUCUCGAUCCAGACGUCAUUGGCCCUGUCCCCCUGGUUCUCGACCCUAACAGUGACACCCUCAGCCCCUCAGAAACCCCAGACCUGGACCCCCUCUCUUCCAGCCUCACUGCCACCCCAGAAGGCCUGGCCACCAGCCAGGUGGUGCUCCCUGCACCUGCCAGUCCUCCCCGGCCUUUCUCCUGCCCUGACUGUGGGCGAGCCUUCCGUCGAAGUUCUGGGCUGAGCCAGCACCGCCGCACUCACAGUGGCGAGAAGCCCUACCGCUGCCCCGACUGUGGCAAGUCCUUCAGCCACGGUGCCACGCUGGCCCAGCAUAGGGGCAUCCACACAGGCGCACGACCCUACCAGUGCGCUGCGUGUGGCAAGGCCUUUGGCUGGCGCUCCACGCUGCUGAAGCACCGCAGCAGCCACAGUGGCGAGAAGCCCCACCACUGCCCAGUGUGUGGCAAGGCUUUCGGGCAUGGCUCCCUGCUGGCACAGCACCUGCGCACACAUGGUGGCCCGCGGCCGCACAAGUGUCCAGUGUGCGCCAAGGGCUUCGGGCAGGGCUCGGCGCUGCUGAAGCACCUACGCACGCACACGGGCGAGCGGCCCUACCCGUGCCCGCAGUGUGGCAAGGCCUUUGGGCAGAGCUCUGCGCUGCUGCAGCACCAGCGCACGCACACAGCUGAGCGCCCCUACCGCUGUCCCCACUGUGGCAAGGCCUUUGGCCAGAGCUCCAACUUGCAGCAUCAUCUGCGCAUCCACACUGGCGAGCGGCCCUACGCCUGUCCCCACUGCUCUAAGGCCUUUGGGCAGAGCUCGGCACUGCUGCAGCACCUGCACGUGCAUUCCGGAGAGCGCCCCUACCGCUGCCAGCUCUGCGGCAAGGCCUUCGGUCAAGCCUCCAGCCUCACCAAGCACAAACGGGUGCAUGAGGGAGCAGCCGCGGCAGCUGCAGCAGCCACAGCCGCUGCUGCUAGUCUGGGCCUUAGUCCUGCUUCAAUGUUGCGGCCUGGGCAGGUCUCCCUCCUGGGUCCUGAUGCUGUCUCUGUACUUGGCGCUGGUCUGGGCCCUGACCCUGGUUCUGUGCUGGGCUCUCUCUCCAGUCCCAGCCCCAAACCUGGCCCUGGCUCUGGAUCUGUCCCCAGCCCUCAUCCUGUCAAGUAUUCUGACCCUAAACCUGGUCACGAUGCGAAUCCUGACCUUGUGGCCAGCCCUGACCAUGUAUCUGGUCACAGCUCAGACCUAGAUCUUGAGCCCAGCCCUGUCCCCAACCCCAAGCCCCACCCUGACCCCAGCUCUCCCACCCAUGAGAGUCCAGCCCUCCCUGCCUGUGAAAGUCCUGAGUGGGUGCAGGAACAAGGGGCACUGCUGGGGCCUGAUGGCUGAAGGGGACGCCACUACCCACGGAGGCCUGGGGAAGUCGUGUGUUGUGCAGUUAGUAAAACCCUCCCACUUCCUUCUG
Messenger RNA from Phyllostomus discolor (pale spear-nosed bat), 2221 nucleotides. It is a transcript of the gene ZNF358, whose product is annotated as zinc finger protein 358. The transcript has 3 exons. Gene Ontology annotation, cellular component: nucleus. NCBI's taxonomy places the organism in Eukaryota, Metazoa, Chordata, Mammalia, Chiroptera, Phyllostomidae. The record is from RefSeq and is a predicted model, not a curated record. Gene Ontology annotation, molecular function: RNA polymerase II cis-regulatory region sequence-specific DNA binding; DNA-binding transcription factor activity. Gene Ontology annotation, biological process: regulation of transcription by RNA polymerase II. Bases 400 to 2145 code for a protein of 581 amino acids.